GCUAUAGCACCCAUGGCCAUGGAUUCAGGAGCAAAGAAAAGCCGUGGUCGCCAAAAGAUCGAGAUGAAGAAAAUGAGCAAUGAGAGCAACCUCCAAGUCACCUUCUCCAAGCGCCGAAGCGGCCUUUUCAAGAAGGCCAGUGAGCUCUGCACCCUCUGCGGAGCCCAUGUGGCGCUGGUGGUGUUCUCGCCGGGAGAGAAGGUGUUCUCCUUCGGCCACCCCAACGUGGAUGCUGUGAUCGACCGCUUUCUGGGGCGGGCACCGGUGCAGGACUCCGGCACCAUGCAGUUCAUCGAUGCCCACCGCAUCUCCAACGUGCGUGACCUGAACAAGCAGCUGACUCAGGUGAACGAACUUCUGGAAACGGAGAGGAAGCGCGGAGAGGAGCUGAACCGGCUGAGGAAGGAGGCGCAGGAGCUGAUGUGGUGGACCCGCCCCACUGAGGAGCUGACUGUGGAGCAGAUGGAGCAGUACAAGACAGCAUUGGAGGAGCUGAAGAAGCACGUUGCCCAACUUGCUGAGAGGGCAAUGCUUCAGAGUGCUGUGAACCAGGGUCAUCAGUUUUUCCCAGGGGCUUCUUCCUCUGCCAAUUUCGUGCCUCAGCAUCAGCCCCAGCAUCAGCUUCAACCACAGCCUCCUCAGGUGUUCACUGCUCAGACCAUCCCUACCAUGCUUCAGAGCUAUAUGUUCCCUGAUGUAACCAUCAUGCAGCAGCAGCAUCACGGGUUCGAUAACAUGGGGAUGGGAGGAUAUGGACCUGGACCUGCUCCUGCUGGGGGGUUUUUCUGA
Vigna umbellata (rice bean) is the source of this 789-nucleotide messenger RNA. Its product is annotated as agamous-like MADS-box protein AGL62. Gene Ontology annotation, molecular function: RNA polymerase II cis-regulatory region sequence-specific DNA binding; DNA-binding transcription factor activity, RNA polymerase II-specific; protein dimerization activity. Lineage: Eukaryota; Viridiplantae; Streptophyta; Magnoliopsida; Fabales; Fabaceae. Gene Ontology annotation, biological process: positive regulation of transcription by RNA polymerase II. The record is from RefSeq and is a predicted model, not a curated record.